Messenger RNA from Mercenaria mercenaria, 6435 nucleotides. Its product is annotated as ATP-dependent RNA helicase DHX58-like. Bases 328 to 4074 code for a protein of 1248 amino acids. The transcript has 20 exons. Lineage: Eukaryota; Metazoa; Mollusca; Bivalvia; Venerida; Veneridae. Gene Ontology annotation, molecular function: nucleic acid binding; ATP binding. The record is from RefSeq and is a predicted model, not a curated record. Gene Ontology annotation, cellular component: cytoplasm.
GUUGAUGUUUUCUUUGCAGUCUGUUAAAAUUUACUUAAAUAAUUGUGGGUUCAAUAUCGUUUGUGUUGAAAAUACAUCCGUAUAGAUCUGCCACUGCUGUAUUCAUGGACGACUGUUUCGAUUUGUUAUAUUUUAGAUUUUAGAUAUAAAAUAACUGAGAGUAACAGACUGAAAAUAGUCUCGCGCUGUCAUCGAUGAUCGAUAUUUAAAGUGGGGAAAAUUGUAGGCCUACCUCAGUACAGUUGCAUACAUAACGGUUUAUCAGAUUCAGGAAGUUCAGAAACACUCAUAUAAUUUCAAUUUGAAAAGAAGACACAGUAAGCAAACAUGACAGAAAUUGAAGAUAUCCCGAGAGAUGAUAUUAUAAAACAUAACAUAGAGGCUUUCUUACCGUAUAUCUGCGAGUGCGUGAAAGCCACUGAUUUGUUAGUACACCUGCACUACUUUUCUAGAGCACAAAGAAAAGAGAUAUUUAGCUUGUGCGGACAGAAUAAUGUAACUGGCAUGCAAAAAGCCAUGGAAGUUUUGAUGAAUGAUACCGAUGACGAAGGGAGGUUUACCGCCUUCAGAGACGCGAUAGAAGACUGUCGUUACCCAAAGAUUAUUAAAAUGUUAGAUGGUGAAAGUGUCCCAUGUGAUGUAAACUGUCGAAAAGUGAUCGACCUUUUCGCUCAAGAAAUCAUAAGUCGACUAAAUCCAGAGGAUUUACUUCCAAGACUUGUUAGUCAGGGUACUCUCACCGGAAAUGAUGCAGAGGAAGUUCGAGCUGAGGAAAGAAAUCAUGGGAAGAGAAGGGCAUGCUGGGUACUACUGUUCCAUUUGCCAAAUCGAGUAGAGAACUGGUUUAGAGAUUUCAUGGAAGCACUUUUAGAAUGUGAAUACAAUGACAUUGCUGAGAUACUUGACCCCGAUAUGUAUCAGAAAAUAAUGGCACAAAGAAAGGAAGCUUCUAGUAAGGAUUCUGCAACCGUGAUAACAGACGAUAUUAGAGAAAAUGUUCUAGAAGACAACAACUUCGACAGUACACUAGAGAAAGAGAAUUUCGAAGAGCCGGAGAAGGGAAAUUUACUUUGUUCAAAUGACAACGUUGAUAUUCUUACAAAGAAAAUGUCAGACAAAUUUGGAAUAGAGUCGUUGGUGAAUGGGAUAGACAGUAUGACAAUGGAUGAGGGAACUGUAUGUAAACAACUUGUAGACCAAGAUGUAACUGGAGGAACUAUGCGAAACGAAGGCAUUGUAGAUGUUAAUGACGAUUUGACAGAAGUUAAACGUUUAGCACAAGGCUGUAAAGGAGACAAGAGUCAGACUGGUCGACUCAUGCAGUAUACUAGAGAGUUUCUGCUUUCGUGUAAAGAUUCUCCGUUAACAAAAAUAUUUCCAAAGGGUGUUGAGAAAUUACCCGAAUUAUUGGUGCCUAUAACUAUACCAAGACGACCUGACACAGAAAGAUGGAAAAGGGCAAGAGAGGUGUCGCACCAAUUGCAACCUGACGAACCAUUUGGAGUAUCAGGUGAAGAACACACGACGACCACCGAUGUAGUGUACGAUAAUAAUCUGGAAGAUAUAACUGUGGAUAUAGAAGCUGAGACAUUAGAAGAUACAUUUCAGGAGUCACUGAACUUUGACUUUGUACUGACUGGUGAAACUGACACAGGAAAUAACGAAGCUGGUACAGCAGCAGGAGCAAAUAAUAUUACAGAAUUAGUGGACGACGCAUCUGGCACUGUUGCCGACACUAAUAAUGGAUUGGAGAGAAAUACAAGAAACCCUAAUGAAAAUAUAACUGCUGGUAUUAUUUACACAAGACGUGAAGUUCCCAUUCCUGAACGUGGGUUGGCUGAAGGAAACAUGAUAGCAAUGGCAUUUGAUCUGCAAAAUAAUCUUAACAUUGAAGGAGAACAGAGCGAUCAGAGCGAGACUGAAUAUAACAUAACAACAGAUGAGGAUGAAGUUGAAGCUGAAGAUGUGGACAUUCCACUAAGAGAGUAUCAAAAGGAGCUUGCAAAAGAAGGGUCGGAAGGAGAAAAUGUAAUUGUGAUGGCACCAACAAACACUGGAAAAACCAGAGUGGCUUGCAGAAUUAUGCAGGUUCAUUUACGCCGCAAGAGACAAUCUGGAAACAUUGGUAAAGUAAUAUUUCUGGUAGAAAAUGAAGCUUUGGCAUCCCAGCAGGGAAAGGUUUGUGCCGAACUUUUGCCUGCCUAUAGAACGAAGGUGAUAAGUGGAAGUGUUCAAAGAGACAAGAAACAAUACUUACGGGACUUUAUUGAUAGGAGAGACAUUUUGGUGGUAACAGCUCAGGUGUUACUGAACGCUCUCAAGCAGAAGGAAGUUGACAGUAUAACCAGAUUUUCAAUGAUUGUAUUUGACGAAUGUCACCACACGGAUAACUACCAUAGAUUCAAUGAGAUCAUGAGUCGAUACUUGGAUCUAAAAUUAAGAGAAAAUUUAGAUACGGAACAAUUGCCGCAGAUUGUUGGACUGACAGCAUCUCUUGGUGUUGGGGGAAAUACAAAGCACGAUGCUGCGAUGAGUCACAUGAAGAGCUUAUUAGCAAAUCUGGACGCCAAAUUCUUGUGUACUGUGAGGAGAAACAAAGAGGAACUAAGACGACACGAAAACAAUCCUGUAGAGGAAAUAGUUGCGGCCAGAAAGAGAGUAAAUGAUACGUAUCGAAAUGCAAUUUUGCUAAUAAUGGAUAUCAUAGAUGAAUAUAUGAUAGGACACCCAAGUAUGGAAACCAUUCCUCAACGUGAUGCUUUUAUUAGAACAUCUUGCCGUUUGCCAUCUUCCCGAGGCUCAGAGAAAUUUCUCCAGUGGAUCAGUGCUUUCAAAAAGGAUUUAGGACGACUGGGGACUGAUACUGUCCGGAGGAUGAUGAACCCUUGUCGUAUUCAUUUAGAGGUUUAUAAUAAAGCAUUGCUAAUCCAUGCUGAUGCUAGAAUAAAAGAUGCUGAACAAAUCCUUGAGGAUUUUAUGGAAGAGGAAAGAGAAGUCAUUCCGAAAAAUGAAACAGAUGUAAUGCUACUGGAACUGUAUGACAAUCUUAAAAGAAAUAAGUUUACUGAUGAGCCGGAAAACCCUAAGCUGUUGAAGAUGGAGGAAAUUGUAAUGCGUAUCUUUAACCAAAAUGAGGAUGCUCGAGGGAUCAUCUUCGUGAAGACCCGAGAACUGGCACAGGCAUUAGUGAAUUGGAUGAAAGAAACUGAACCAUUAGAUGCAUUAAAUGCUUCAGAAUUUGUAGGACAGGCAGCAGCAAAAGCAGUAGGAGGUAUGACAAAAUGUGGCCAGAAAGACGUUUUGGAUUAUUUCAAAGGCGGGCGUCACAAAAUAAUCAUCGCAACAUCAGUAGCAGAAGAAGGAUUAGACAUAACAAAAUGCAAUCUCGUCAUUAGGUACGAGCAUGUCACUAAUGAAAUUGUACGGCUGCAAUCAAGAGGUCGCGCAAGACAGCAAGACAGCAGAUAUUAUGUUUUGACAGAAGAAGGUUCAUGGAUUGUUGCGAAAGAAGAAAAGAAUGCAUUGCUAGAAAAAGUUAUGAAUAUCAUAGUACCAAAACUACAGGCUUACAUUGAAGAUCAUCCAAACCUUUGGGAAAGAGAGCUGCGAGAAAUGCAAGAGAAACUAAAACUCCAAGAAGAACUUAAACAAGAACAACGUCGAGCUAAUAUGACAAACGCUGAACAAGAAUUCAGAUGUCUUAAUUGCAAUCAUUUUAUUUGCUUUUUAUCUGACAUACGUAAAAUUCAAGGCGCUCAUCAUGUGGUUGUUGAUGAAGAAGUUUCUGAGAGGCUGAUUUCUUUCCGCAAUCCGCAUCCAAGGUUUAUUGAUGAGGAACUGAAAUUCGAUGGUGCUAUAUUUUGUGGAAAUCCCGACUGCCAAAGAGAACUAGGUGGCGUUUGUGAGUACAAACAUGCUGAAUUUCCAUUGCUGAAAAUAAAGAAUUUUAGAGUUGUCAGUAGAAACGGUGUAGGCAAUACUUUCAAGCAAUGGAAGAAGGCAAACUUUGAGGUCGAGCCGUUCACGUUGGAAGAUCUUCGAGAUGUUGUUGAAAGACGAAGAAGGGACAUGUAAAUAAGGCAAAAUAUUAAUAACAGAAUGUAGCGGUACAACUUUAUAAAAACUGCCCUGACUUCAAGACAAAAUUUAUUUUCGUAAAUGUACGAAUUUUUUGGUUAGGAUGAUUUCUUCAUUUUCAUGAUUUAACUGCAUCUUCUGAACAUAAAAAUAGGACCAUAAGUGGUAUAAUCAUGUUAACAUGUAUCAUUAAAGAUAAAUUAUACCGUUUGGUGUGUUAAAUGAUGGUCAAAUUAUACAUACACGUACAGAUGAUCUUGUUAUGGCUAUGUAAUAGUUAAAUAAGAAUAAGGUCGCUUGUAUCUUUCCUUCCAGUAUGUGAGGACUCUUGCAAGCCUUGAUAUUUACAACAUUUAAUUUGCCGGCCAUAUUAAGGUCUUGUUGCUUUUUAUGUAAGAUCGUUAACUGCUUCAGUAUUUUACAAAACGGCGUUCGUUUACAUUUUAAUAUCAGAAACGUUAUUUAAAGUUAAGUCAUUGUUUUCAUUUUUGUAUCAUAUACCAGAUUUCACAUUGGUGAAGAAGGUUCGAGUCAGUCCAUGGCUUUGCAAAUGUAGUAAGUCUAAGAAAUAUUGUUUUUUUUUUCUUUUCUUUAUUUUGCCAGAAAUUGUUUUUGAGACAAUUAGACUGUAGUUUGGAAGUGGAAGUAUUGCAUGCAAAUUCUGUCGAACACAAUUUACUAAUGGUUUAUCACGAUGUAUAUCUGAAUUUGUCCGUCCGCUUAGCUCAAUUGGAAGAGCACAGAUCUAUUGAUUGUUGGGCCGAGUUUGAUUCCCGAGCAAGGCGUAUGUUCUCUGUGACAAUAAGACUUUGUGUCUGAAAUCAUUCAUGUUCCACCUCCUAUUCUUGUAAGGAUGUUGGCAGUUACGUGCAGAGAACAGGUUUGUACUAGUACUGAGUCCAGGAACACAGGUUAGGUUAACUGCCGACCGUUACAUAACCUAAAUACUGUUAAAAACGGCUUUAAAUCAAAUAAUAACAAACAAAGAUAAUCUGAACAUGUUCAGUUGUAAGUUCUAGACUUGUUUGUUUUCUGGCAUAUCUUUGUUUUAAAGUAAAACACAUGACUUCUUUACCAACGAAGUAGAUGUUCCCGUUUAAUUAUACCACGCUUGCUGGUUCUGAUUUUCAUGAAUAUAUCUGUCUAUAUUUUUUAUAACCGCAUGUUUGAGUCAGUUUGUUGUUACUGAACUUAAGUGAUCACCUUAAGCUCUGGAAAUCUGCAUGCAUAGACUCGAAAAAGACGUAGUACUGACAUUUUUUCUAAGAUUUGUUUUGGUAAGUGCAUUUCAUUAACAGUAGGUUAAGUAAAAGUAUUUUACAGUGUCUUUCAUAUAUUUAUUUAUUCUUUAUUUUUUUUCAGUUGUUCUAGAAACUGUAUAUAUGAUUACAUUUUGUUAUUUAUUCUAAUAAUUAACUGUUUUUUAUAUUUCAUAUAUAAAAUUUAUUUUCACGUUCAUAAAUGUCUUAAUUAUUUAAUAUAGGCUGCAAAUAAAUGACCAGUAUUAUAACAGUAAGGAAAUUUCUGCUAGGGAUAAGAAACGUUGAUAUCUAUAGCAUGGUUUUAAUUUAAUCAGUCAUUUAAAUAGAUGUUUUCAUUUUUUACAACAGCAUUUCAAAACAUAUAGGUUACAACUUCUGACAUACUUUUCGUAUUACAGCGGAAUGUAACGCGCUAUAGCUCCCCGUCCAGCUUUUAGUUAAGAUUUUCCUCAACUGAGAUGUCAGGGAAGAACUUUUAUUUCACGCCUGAAAUAUAUAGACAGUUUUUAUCUUGCUUUCAGUGUGUUUAUUGUUGAAGAAUACCAUAAAUAUUUUACUAUCACUUCAUCAAAUUAGUUUGAUUUAGAUAAAUACGUCAUUUGUACACUUCUUAUCAAAAUGUAAAACUAAAUCGUAACAUAGGCAAGAUGGCUAAAUUUGGUUAAUAUUAUGAUUUGUUGUGUUACGUGUAACAUAGACUGUAUUUUACUGUUCACUUAACGAAAUAUAUUUCGAUAAGUAAACGGCCAAAUAUGCUAAAUGUAACUGAUAAAUGUAACACAAUGAUAGAAACAAAUCAGCAUGGAGUACAUCCAAAUCGUUUGCUAGAAAAUAUGCUAUGUCAUUAAGUUAUAUAUCUUGCUAAAAUAAGUUUACAAAUAUGAAACAAACGUUAUGAAAAUCAGGUUUAUAUGUUAAUUAAAAGACUUAUCAGAUCUGUUUCGGUGUAGACAUGUUGAUAACUGUGUAUGUAUAUUAAAGGCGUUUUGUGAAAUUAAACUGUGGCACAUGUAAAAGCGCUGCAUUAAAAAUGUAUUGUACAAUUAUUUUUAUUUAAAUGUGGAAUCUAACAUAUUAUUACAGACAGUUACCAGAA